AUGGCGACCAUCUGCCAUCGUCCUCGCCCGCUUCUCCUCGCCUUUGCGGCGGUGACCAUUGUGCUGCUCGUCAUGGUCACCGGGGGCGCUGAUGCUACGCCUGCGUGGAAGAUCAGCAUCGGACACUUCCAUCCUCCCAUUCCUCCAACGGAACCGUUCCCGCCACCUCCACCUCCCCACCUUCUGCCGACAACACAUGAGACCAACGAGAAGGGCGGUACGGCUGCAACUGCAACAGUGACGACUGCCGCCGAGUCCAACUAA
Messenger RNA from Miscanthus lutarioriparius, 264 nucleotides. NCBI's taxonomy places the organism in Eukaryota, Viridiplantae, Streptophyta, Magnoliopsida, Poales, Poaceae. The record is from the annotation of a GenBank genome assembly.